Ectocarpus siliculosus is the source of this 2405-nucleotide messenger RNA. The record is from the annotation of a GenBank genome assembly. Lineage: Eukaryota; Phaeophyceae; Ectocarpales; Ectocarpaceae.
AUGGCUCUUCUCUCGUCCUUCCCUCAGCCCUCUGCCCUCACACCGCGGGCGCGCAUAGACCUGGCGCCCACUCUAGGAAUUAAUCGAUUCGCACCUGUUCCAGACCUAGACCUGGCCCUUGGUGUCAAGUAUCGCUGGGAUCGCUGGCGUUACCGACGACCUCUGGGCAUCGACUCGCCGGACAUGCUCUCCGAGCUAGACGUGGUUGACUUUCCGGAGCUUGGAAUCUCGGAUCAAAACGAUCGCAAGAAGCUCUUCUACCUGAUCCAGAGAGUAAAGCUGGCGCUUGCGCGGGGCCGGGCCGCGGAAGACAAAACCGCGCCUCAGGCAGAUUCCGUGGUUUCUUUAGCCCCCAACGCGGCAGCAGCACAUGCAACAGCAGCAGCCAGCCAGCGGGACGCAGGCGCGAAGGAGUCGCGGGCAGCAGACAAGACCCCUUCCUCUGUUUCUCAAACCUCUGUGCGGUUUCGGCGAGAGCUAGAGGUGCCUGCGGCCAGGGGUGCGGCGGCGGCGUCGCCACGCGCUGCUGUCAUCAAGAGCACGCCUUCCGCGGUAGCUCACCUUACCCCCGCCAAGGCCCAGCGCCUGCCGCCGUCGCACAGGCGGCCGAAGACACCGCACGCCGACGGGGCCGUCAGGGGGAGGAAUCAGCAGACGUCUGCUGCCGUCAGGUCGCCUUCCCCCGCAGCCAACAGAGGCAGGCUACAGCGGCAGCAGCAGCAGCAGCAGCCGGUAGCUAGGCUCGCGGUAGCUAGGCCCGCGGCCCCUGAGACGGGCGUCGCAGUCUUGGCCGUGGAACGCCACGACGCGGCGUUGCGGCACGAACAACGGGGGGUUGGCAGCAGCAGCGACGGGGAGGGGGCACGCGGACGGCCUACCGCCCACGAGAGGAGACCGUCGCGCCCGAAGAAGAUGAGCAAGCCGGCGGCGGAGCACCGCCGGAGCGCGUUGGAGCCGGUGCAGCUGGACGAGGCGGGAGGGCGAGCCAGCAUCUCCUCUUCCGACGCAACAGCCGAGCAUCUGCUGGCGCCUCCGCCAGGCCAUUCGCUUCGCCGCCCGGCCCCGGGGGAGUGCACGGCGGAGGGGGCGUCCCCAAGGGGGGUCUCUAGAUCGCAGGCUGGGGGGGGGUGGACGGAGCGGUCGAAGUCGUUCGGCAGUCACGCCGUUGCGCAGGAGGAGUCUCUUGCCAGACGACGAUCUCUGGAGGGGCAUCCGCCGCCGUCUAACACCGGCGGUGCCCCUCCCGCUACCGCUGCGUUGGUCCCGACAGUGGAGGUCGCGCGUCUUUACCCGGGGAGACGAGACGCAGCUGAUGCCGGCAGUGGCACCCGAAGGAUCAGGGCGGAGACCUUGGAAGCGUGGAACGAAGACGAUGAUCCCGUCGGAUCAUUCUCGGCUUCCGCCCGGAGGGUCGAGAUCGAUUGCGGCGAAAACCAAGUGUCGGCGGCGGAGGGCGGCCGGCGGGAGAGCGCGGCGGAGCUAGCCAUGCACCUCAUCUCGGCGCACAGGGAGGACGUCCGGAGCGCGCUCGCGGCCGCCCGCAAGGACAUGGACCUGGUGUCCAAGGCGGACCAGGACCGGCGACCGGCGGCCCUCAUGGAGUACGCGAGGGAUGUAGAAGGGGUGCUGGGGGAGCGCCUAGCGGCAGGCGCCAGGCUGAGGAAGGCGCUGGACAGCUACAUCGCUCUGAGGAAGUCGACGAUGGGAGGUGUUGCCACGGGUGCAACACCCGCGGGGGUCCACGAGUUACAGGCAGGGCGGCCGCGGGUGGGCCGGCGAGCGGUGCACGCGUGAUGAUUCUGGGGGCUGGGUUACCGCUCCUUCGGGGUGAACGGGGUGGAGCGUUACGUUAUACGUUGCGGCAUGUCUCGAGCAGGAGGAUCGUGGACGUUCUUCUGCUGGGGCUGUCAUCGAAGAAAAUUGCUUCCCCCCUGCAGUACUGCUGUGUCGAUUUUUAUCUCUUUUACUUUUUGGUAACGUCGUGUGAGGACGAUGCUUUUGUUGUAGCUGAGUUUGGUGAUGUAGGUGUGGGAGGAGAUGCCGCGAAGGGCAGAAAUGUCAGCACAUCGCUGCAAGACAACUAACUCUUGUACGGCAGUCCUCCUCCCCGCCAAGAGUCUCUCGCAGGCGGCAUCUUUAGCACAUCAGUGAAGAGGUUGUUGCUGCCUGUGUGCGUACUUUGCUAAAAACUGUAUCCGGCGGUGGUGUUCGUCGACGAACGGCUUUGCUUCCGGCGUCCCUACAAUUUAUGCGUUUUUGGUGCAACCUUGAUGGGACUUGUUUUUGCACAGAAAGACUUGUGUCGAGGUGUAGGACUGGCUGGCUCUCGAAGAGUUAUGUUCUACCUUCCCACGAGUACGCGAUGCAUGCUGCGGCACAACCUCCUCGUGUGACCGUUUAUGCGU